Messenger RNA from Choloepus didactylus (southern two-toed sloth), 1874 nucleotides. It is a transcript of the gene SLC25A38, whose product is annotated as solute carrier family 25 member 38. NCBI's taxonomy places the organism in Eukaryota, Metazoa, Chordata, Mammalia, Pilosa, Megalonychidae. The transcript has 7 exons. Bases 353 to 1267 code for a protein of 304 amino acids. Gene Ontology annotation, cellular component: mitochondrial inner membrane; mitochondrion. Gene Ontology annotation, biological process: glycine import into mitochondrion. The record is from RefSeq and is a predicted model, not a curated record. Gene Ontology annotation, molecular function: glycine transmembrane transporter activity.
AUACACGCGCGGGCACACACACACACAUACUUAAUCUCUUCGGGUGUUUAAACCAGCGGCGGGGCAUGAUGGGUUGGAGCGCAGAACCGCGUCGGGGCCUGUGGAGCGAGUAAAGAGCGGUGGUGGGUUCCAGCGUGCAGGAUCGUACGGUGCUCUGGAGCAGCGCGCGGGAGCUUGGCGCGCAGCCCCGGGAUGCACAGGUCCGGACUCUGGACGGUUUGGUGCUUGAUGAGUGCAGAGGUCAGAGAGCCCGGGGUUUAAAACGCGUUCCCAUAGCUUUCACCUCCAAAGUCCCCAGAGCGGGGCCUGAGCUCUUGCCGUCCGCACCGUACACUCACUGGCCUCUUCUCCAAUGAUUCAGAAGUCACGCCCCACGCUGCUGCAACCUCAAGAUGUCGGAGACAGGGUGGAAACGCUUAUGUUACAUCCAGCCAUCAAAGCCUUCAUGUGUGGGUCCAUCAGCGGGACCUGCUCCACUCUCCUUUUCCAACCUCUGGACCUCCUGAAAACACGCCUCCAGACUCUCCAGCCCUCAGUCCAUGGGGCCAGGCACAUGGGGAUGUUGGCUGUGCUCCUGAAGGUGGUUCGCACGGAGAGCCUUUUGGGCCUUUGGAAAGGGAUGUCCCCUUCUAUUGUGAGAUGUGUCCCUGGUGUUGGAAUCUACUUUGGCACCCUCUACUCUUUGAAGCAGUACUUCCUGCGGGGACAUCCCCCCACUGCCCUGGAGUCAGUCAUCCUGGGGAUGGGGUCUCGAUCCAUCGCUGGGGUCUGCAUGUCACCCAUCACUGUGAUCAAGACACGCUACGAGAGUGGGCAGUACCGCUACGAAAGCAUCUAUGCAGCCCUGAGGAGCAUCUGCCACAGUGAGGGGCACCGGGGCCUCUUCAGUGGGCUGACAGCCACCCUCCUUCGUGACGCCCCCUUUUCUGGAAUCUAUCUGAUGUUUUACAACCAGACCAGAAACAUAAUGCCCCACGACCAGUUGGAUGCAGCCCUUCUUCCCUUUGUAAAUUUCAGCUGUGGGAUAUUUGCUGGUAUUCUGGCCUCACUGGUAACUCAACCUGCAGAUGUUAUCAAAACUCACAUGCAGCUUUCCCCCAUGAAAUUCCGCUGGAUUAGCCAAACAGCUAUGCUGAUUUUCAAAGACUAUGGGCUGCGUGGUUUCUUCCAAGGCGGCCUCCCCCGGGCCCUCCGCAGAACUCUGAUGGCAGCAAUGGCAUGGACAGUCUACGAAGAAAUGAUGGCCAAGAUGGGCCUCAAGUCCUGACCAAGAGAGGGCUGGCAAAGGGUGAGAUCUGUUGCCCUAUUUGGUUUCUGCCAAGGGCUGUUUCAUCUCACCAUCUGGAGUAAGAAGGUGAGUCCUAGCUGGAGAGCCAGGCAGAGAUGAUGCCUUCAGUCACCCCAUUCGAGUAAAGAAAAGGGCCUUACCUGAGCCUUCGGAAUCUCCCAGAAGAAGAGUCUCCAACACAUACAUCACGUUGGGGAGUUGGGAGAAGGUUUGAAAGCCCACUCAAAGAGGCAUCACCCUGAGAGAGCUCUGUCGGGUUCCGCUUCAGCCGCCGAGCCGCACCAUGAUGCCUCCCUGGAUAUAUUAUUGGGUGAGGAAUUGUGAAACCAGAGACACUGUUGGCUGUCUGCUGUGCCUGAGGCGCUCCAGUUGGGGAAGACUGGAUCUGAGGGGAGGGGACCUCCUGUCACCACGGUGACAACUGUGUCUGAGGUGAUGUUCAGAGGAAGGAUGUUAGAAUGAGGAAAAAAAGAUGCCGUUCAUUGAUUGGCUCCUUAUCAACUUCUCAGAGCCUCUAGAGAAUGGGGACAGUGGCUUCCUAGCCUCUAAAUAUUGUCCUAAUAAAAUUUUUGGUCUUUGGUGUGAA